Messenger RNA from Drosophila hydei, 1579 nucleotides. Its product is annotated as angio-associated migratory cell protein. Lineage: Eukaryota; Metazoa; Arthropoda; Insecta; Diptera; Drosophilidae. Gene Ontology annotation, molecular function: protein binding. The coding region runs from base 167 to 1453 and encodes 428 amino acids. The transcript has 3 exons. The record is from RefSeq and is a predicted model, not a curated record.
ACCGCCAAGCUCAAACGCAGUUUGUCGUUUUUCAUUUCGCACAAGUUGGCAGGGCUAUUGAAAAACAGCUGAGCGAGCCAACACGUGUAUUGUUGUGCACGACUUGUAUAUAGCUUCAUUUGUUGAAACGUUAAACGUCUAAAGUUAAGAAAAUAAAUCAUACAGAAUGCGUCAAAAUACGCCGCCACAUCGUCCCGACUUCGAUUACGAAAAUGACGAGUUUCUGGAGGAGAUCGAGCUUGAUGGUGAUCCACCGGUAGAUGAUGACGAAUUGGAAAUGGAGGAGGUGACUUUAUCGCAGUUGGAAGCUCGUUUGGGGCUCGGCAACGAUUCUGACGACGCAAUGGAUGAAAACGACGAAGAGGAAGAGGAAGAUCGUCGACGUAUUGCAGCCAUUAAGGAUGACGCAGUUAUCACGUUUCGCAAGCACACAUCUCCUGUCUUUGGUUGCCAUCUGCAUCCGAGGCUCAAUUGGGCUGUGACAGGCAGCGAGGAUGAUCGCGCCUAUGUGUGGGACACCAAUAACGGCGAGGUGUUGUUCGAAAUUACUGAACAUAAGGACACGGUAACUGAAACGCAUUUCAGCCACGACGGUUGCUACUUGGCCACCGGCGAUAUAUCCGGUGAGCUCUUUGUGUUCAAAGUGAACGAAUUACAAGACGGUAGGCCCAUUCUAAACAAAGUUUGGGAGUACUCCAUGCUGGAUAUGGCUUGGAUGUUUUGGCACCGUGCCGCUAACGUCCUCCUAGCCGGCGGUGAUAGCGGCGAGGUUUAUGUUUGGCGUAUUCCCAGCGGCGAAUGCAAAAUACUGCCUGGACACUCGGCACGCUGCGAAACUGGCGAGCUAAGUGGCGAUGGCAAGAAACUACUCACUGCAUACACAAAUGGCGUAGUCAAGCUCUGGGAUCUAAAAACUUGUCAGGUGCUGAUGGAAGUGAACGAUCAACACCCACUUGGCUUUGGAGAAGUUAACCAUAUUGUGGUCGCAUGUGAACAUGAUUCGCCAUUUUAUGUAUGCGCUGAAGGCGGUGGCAAAUUACUAUUCUGCACCAACAAUGGACCGGUAAAUGUUAUACAGUCCGAGCAUGGAAUCGAAUGCAUUGCAUUUGCUCCUGCGACAGCAGAUCUUAAGCUAUUAGCGUGUGGCUCGCUGGACGGCCAGAUUUCCAUUUGGGAAUAUUCCAAAUACGCCCUUCGCGCGGUCUGCGAAAGUCCUGUGCCAUGUGAUGGGGUUCUUCGACUCAAAUGGCUAAAUGAUUACACUUUGCUGGCGGCCACCGCACAAGGAAAUCUGAAUGCUUUUGAUGCACGCACUGGAAUUCUUAAAUUUACACUAACUGGACACUUCUAUCACAUAUAUGAAUAUGCUUUUAAAUUUGAGGACAAUUCUUUAUUGACCGUUUCGGAGGAUAAUACAGCAAAAAUUUUUAAGCUACCACUUCUGGCUGAUUAGAUAUCAGUUUUAAGCUAAAACUACAUUAGGUAUCUAUUUCAUAAGAUUUUCUGUAUAUACAUGCAUGUGUACGAAAAUGUGCUCCGAGUGGAGCAGUCACAGAAUUACAAAUGAAUCGCUUUGAGA